GUCUGAUUAGGUAAGAUUUAUAACCUUAUCACAAUAUAGGCGUUAUUUUAGGCAUGACUUAAGUAUAGAAAGGAAAUACAUAUUCAUUACUUUUAAAGUAUUAUAGAUAUGGCAAGAGUCACACCUAGUAAACUGCUUAAUUUCAUUAGUCCAAAAAUACAUUUAUAUUCUAGGGUGUCUAAGGAAUCCUGUAACUUACCCAUUGUCACAGCAUUGGGGCAGUCUUUUCAAAUCAGAGAAAGAAGACCUGCAGCACCUAAACCUAGAUUUCCUUUAUGGUUUUUGAAGAAGGAAAGAGUGCAAUAUAAUGAAUCUUUAACUGUAGACAAUAAAAAUUUUAUUAAAGAAGUUUCACAUGAUAAAUUCGGACCACCAGCUAUCAUUAGUGGUCUCUCGACUUAUGACACACCGAGCCCAUUAAAAGAGCAACCGCUAGUCAAAGGAGAGUGGACAGAGAAUACGAAAAGAUGUGGAUUAAUAACGAGGAAGAUUGGUUGCUAUCCAAUGUGGGAUGUGAAAGGACGACUUAUUUGGUCAACCCUGUUACAGGUAGUUGAUAAUCAUGUUGUUAGUUUUAUUCCAUCAGAAAAUAUUAACUCAGAAAGAAAAAACAGAAAGGCAAAAAAUCCUUUGGGAGCUCUUCUUAUUGGUGCUGAAAGUUGUGAUCCACAAAAGUAUACUAAAGAGUAUUGUGGUCUGUUCGCUGGUGCUGGCCUUCCUCCUAAAAGAUUUCUCUCAAAGUUUUUUAUUACUCCUAAUGCUAAAAUACAGCCGGGUACACCUCUCUAUGCUACGCAUUUUCAACCUGGUGAUGUUAUUGAUGUCGCAGGAGUGACAAUAGAUAGAGGCUUCCAAGGAGUGAUGAAAAGGUGGGGAUUCAAGGGAAUGCCAAAGUCGCAUGGUGUUACAAAGACCCACAGGAGAGGAGGAAACAUUGGAGGAGGUGGGGAAAAGGCCCGUGUCUGGCCUGGCACGAAGAUGCCCGGUCAUAUGGGCAACAAGCGAAGAAUAUUAAGAGGAUUAACAAUAUGGAGAAUUAACACGAAGUAUAAUGUCCUUUAUGUACAAGGUUUAGCAAUACCUGGAGAAACAAACUCAAUUAUAACAAUUUUUGACACCAUUCUUCCUCUCAGGAAGAAGAAACAAGCACCUGCAUAUUUUCCCACAUUCUACCCUAGCGAUCUAGAUGAUCCACUUCCAGAAGAUCUUUAUGAAAACAGCGUUCAUCAUUUCGAUGCACCAACAAUUACAUUUGAGGAGCCAAAAUGAAGCAAUAUUUCAAAUUUAAUAGUAAUUUUUAUUUUUCUUGAUGGUUCUAAUGUUAAAUAAGAACUACACGUUAAUGUUUAACAACCAAAAAUUGUAAAUACUCUGUUAUGAUAUGUUCAGUAUGUAAAAGCAACUGUUUAAUAAAAUCAAUUAUUAAAAUAUAA
Molecule: messenger RNA, 1433 nt
Organism: Nezara viridula (southern green stink bug)
Lineage: Eukaryota; Metazoa; Arthropoda; Insecta; Hemiptera; Pentatomidae
Source: the annotation of a GenBank genome assembly